AUGGCCCGCAGCGUAUACAGUCCCUCCCCUUCGCCAAGUUUCGACUCGGACCACUUCUCAGACUCUUCUGGCAUCGACGAUACUACUUCCUAUGGAGAACCUGCAGAGUUCGGCUCAUCCAUAUCACGACCAGGGUCGCCUGGACCCUCUCAACCUGAACAGCCAGUACCAGAAGACGAUGGGGAGGUGGAUACAAUGACAUGUUUAUGGGAGGAAUGCGGAAAAGUUUUCAAUCAUCUUCCGACACUCAUAGAACAUAUUCAUAAUGACCAUAUAGAAUGUGACAAGUCGUUCACGCGUUCGGAUGCGCUGGCAAAACACAUGCGCAUACAACACAACAUCUCUCCGCCGCUUCCUGGCCGAGGGGGAAACCGCAAACGCAAAAGGGAGGAGCCUGAUCCUAGUGGACAUGCGCCGGAGCCACCCUCGUUCGGUUACAGCACGUUCAAGGUUGAACCAAAUACCCACAUCGAUAUGCACAUGGGAGACGCUGAAGAAAGCCGUCUAUCGCCAAUGGAUCUCAAUGGAAGCGGUGCAGCCGCUGCUGCUCAAAGACCCAUCAGCCCCGACUAUAUAGAGUACGACGACACCGAAGACGACAUCCCUCCUCACCUGAUGGCUAGAGCAGACCCAGCAACCGGACUAAUAUGUGGAAGAACUCACGCAAUGGUCAAAUACCUGCUCAUGAAGGCGAAACACCGCUGGGUCCUUGAGCAGCAUGAAGCUCUUGUGGAGGAGCUUCGCGUACUUCGGUAUGAAGAGAAGUGUUGGAAAGAGCGAAAGGACGCUCUCAUGGAUGAGCUGUUGAGGUUACAUUUUGGGCCGCAGGCUGAAGAAUUGACUGGACCGCUUGUGAUGGCUGCUCAGAAUCACUAUGUUUAUCCUCCGGAUCGCGAUGAGUUGUAUCCGUGA
This is a messenger RNA of Fibroporia radiculosa, 912 nucleotides long. RefSeq lists its product as uncharacterized. Gene Ontology annotation, cellular component: nucleus. NCBI's taxonomy places the organism in Eukaryota, Fungi, Basidiomycota, Agaricomycetes, Polyporales, Fibroporiaceae. Gene Ontology annotation, molecular function: RNA polymerase II cis-regulatory region sequence-specific DNA binding; DNA-binding transcription factor activity, RNA polymerase II-specific. The transcript has 4 exons. Bases 1 to 912 code for a protein of 303 amino acids. Gene Ontology annotation, biological process: regulation of transcription by RNA polymerase II. The record is from RefSeq and is a predicted model, not a curated record.